AUGCAAAUUUGUAUUUCGGCGAUACCUAUUUGUGAUAAUAGGUAUAAUAUAAAAACAAAAAAAUUAGGUGGCUAUCAUUCGUGUAUCGCAACUUAACAGUUGAGCUACAAUGGCGGAGUGUGGUUGCACUGAUCCAGGAUACUACGGACCUUAUUUGGGUAACAACUGUGGAGCAGGCAGCUUCAUAGUAUUUAUGAGUUUAGUUGAUGCUAUAAUAAGAAAUACGUGUGAUAUAUCAGAUGUCUGUGGAAGAGUUCAACCCAUAGAAGAGCCAGAUUUUUCUUACGACUUUAUUGUAAUAGGUGGUGGAAGCGGUGGAUCGGCUGUGACUGGACGUCUGUUAGAACAUAAAAAGUCUAGAGUUUUACUUAUAGAAGCUGGAGUUGACGAGCCUGAAACCUACCAAGUACCUGGACUGAUUUUGAAGUAUUACAAUAACCCAAUCGUGGACUGGAGCUAUCGUACCUCCGACGAACCUGUGGCAUGUCGAGCAACAAAUGGUAGCUGCAAUUGUUUAAGAGCAAAAAUGCUAGGAGGAUGCUCUUCAAUUAAUGGAAUGAUGUUCACAAGAGGAACUCCACCAGAUUUUGAUAAGAGGUGGAGUGGCGAAGGCAUUAAAGGUUGGACCUGGAACGACGUCCUACCAUUCUUUAGGAAAUUUGAACAUAAUUUACAGCCUUCAGAAUAUGAUUCUCACUACCAUGGUUACAGUGGACCAGUGGCUGUGUCUGACCAAUAUUAUGUACACGACCUAUCAAAAUCCAUCCUUAAAGGAGCUGCAGAAGCUGGUUUUCCAAUUUCUAAAGAUAUAAACGGUAAAGACUACACUGGAUUCGCUAAUUCGCAGUCCUAUAUUAAAGACGGUGUCAGAGUCAGUAUGGCUAAAGCCUACCUUAGACCUCAAAGAAAUAAUCCACACUUACACGUGAUGUUGAACUCCACUGUGACCCGCAUCCUAUUCGACGGCCACAAAAAAGCUUACGCAGUUGAAUUUCUUUACAACAAUCAAACCUUCACAGUUAAAGCUAAAAAAGAAAUCAUUUUAGCUGCCGGAACAAUAAACUCUCCAAAACUAUUACUACAAUCUGGAGUCGGACCAAAAGAUGCUUUGGACGCUGUUGGAAUUAAACAGAUUCAUAACUUACCAGGUGUAGGACAAAAUUUAACUAACCAUGUAUCUUUCAAAGUGAAUUACUGGAUUAACAGUACCGUUGAUACUAGAAUCAUCACAUGGAAAUCUUUAGAGGAUUAUCUUAACGAUCGGACUGGGCCUCUCUCUACCAUAGGAAUUACGGUUACAUGUCGACUUCCAUCUAAAUAUACAACAGCAGAUGAUCCAGAUAUUCAAAUGUUCUUCUCUUUGAGUCAAAAUACUUGCUCACCAGAUGGCGCAGUUGAUGAACCAGUUGAUCCAACCAAUCCCCAAAAACCACAACAUGUUGCAAUCAGUGUUGUUAAUUUACACACCAAGAGUCGUGGUAGAAUUACGCUGAAGUCUAAAGAUCCACUUGCACCUCCACAUCUGGUAGGAAACUAUUUAACGGUAAAAGAAGAUGAAGAUAGAAUAAUUGAUGGUAUAAGACUUGCUCAAAGGCUUGUAAACAGUACAACAUUAAAAGACACAGUGCAAUUUGUUUUUGACAAUGUCACUCAAGGCACCUGCGCCGACCAAUACACCUGGGAUUCUGAUGAUUACUGGCGCUGUGCAAUCCGUUACAACACUUUUGCGGAAAAUCACCAAUCCAGUACACUUCGUAUGGGCUCCACUGACGACGAAUGGUCUGUUGUAGAUGAAGAACUUCGGGUUAUUGGUCUCCACAAUUUGAGAGUAGCAGACGCUUCGGCUAUGCCUGUGGUUACAAGCUCUAAUACUAAUGCUCCAAUUGUCAUGCUUGCUGAGAGAUGCGCUGACUUUAUUCAUCAUAGAUGGGGACAUUAUGGCAAAAACUAACUGUAUACAUUAAAUUAAUUAUAUAUAGGUAAUAAUAAUAAUAAAUAUAGUUGAAAGCCCCUAAA
This is a messenger RNA of Diabrotica virgifera virgifera (western corn rootworm), 2016 nucleotides long. Its product is annotated as glucose dehydrogenase [FAD, quinone]-like. The coding region runs from base 110 to 1951 and encodes 613 amino acids. The record is from RefSeq and is a predicted model, not a curated record. Gene Ontology annotation, molecular function: oxidoreductase activity, acting on CH-OH group of donors; flavin adenine dinucleotide binding. NCBI's taxonomy places the organism in Eukaryota, Metazoa, Arthropoda, Insecta, Coleoptera, Chrysomelidae. The transcript has 8 exons.